Messenger RNA from Spirodela intermedia, 2225 nucleotides. The record is from the annotation of a GenBank genome assembly. NCBI's taxonomy places the organism in Eukaryota, Viridiplantae, Streptophyta, Magnoliopsida, Alismatales, Araceae.
AUGGGUGGUGUUUUUGGAAAAGGGGAUUCAUCAAGGCGUAGCACUCCAGCUUCAAAGCUUGAAGCGAAGAUGGUCGAAGCAAUGCAGAAGAGAGCUCAAGCAGGGAGCAAUAUGAAAUCAUUUAAUAGCAUAAUCUUGAAGUUCCCCAAAAUCGAUCAGAGCUUAAGAAAUUGCAAGACCAUUUUCCAACAGUUUGGUGAGUCCUUUCCCACGCUGGAUGGUAUAAAAAAUAUCAUUAAUUAACUUAUUGCUAUAGAAAAUAUCAUUAAUAUCAUGUAUUUUUUGUUUCUUUUGAUUGGCUUUCAGAUGAAGAUUCCAAUGGCUUGAUAGACCCAGAAGAACUGAAGCACUGUUUCCAUAGGUUGGAGAUAACUCUGACUGAAGAAGAGAUCGAAGAUCUCUUUGAGGCAUGCGACAUCAGUGAGAACAUGGGGAUGAAGUUCAACGAGUUCAUUGUUCUCCUCUGCCUGGUCUAUCUUCUGCAGAAGCCCGCAUCCGUUCAUACUGUAUCCUAAAUUAGAAUACUCCUUAGACUAAUAGUCUUGUCUGUAAUUAAUCACUUUAUUCUUUCUUCCGUACUUUAUAUGGAUAACUCUGAUUUUAUUUUCGCACAAAAAUAUUUUCACCUUUUUUUUUGUUUACCUGAAACUAAAUAACACUUCCCCUCUUGUGCAGCCUGGUUUGAUAUUCUCAACUAUUGGAUCAUAGUUUCAAAACCUGUUAAAUAAUAUGACCUUCCAACUGCAAACUAAUUGACAUACUUUCAAGAAGAAUAUUCCUAUUUUAUUUGAUCCUUGAUAAUUUUUCGUCUUCCUAUGGAUCCAUAUCUUUCAGUAUUAGUUUCCCUGUUUUUCGUUUUCGUAUUUAUUUAUUUUUUUAUUUUUAUUUUUUGGGAGAUAGAUAUAUAAUUUUUUGGGUCACUCAGAUUAAGAACACUCAAUUUCGCUGAAAGCUCUGGAUGAAAUUAUUCAAAAUAUUACUAAAUCUGGACCCACCCACUUCAUAUUUUUGGUGUUUUUAUUUGAUUUCAUCUAAUGCUUGACUAAUAGGAGAAGAGAACUAACCAGAUUGUGCUGUAUCAGUGACAAUUAAGAGAAUACUCUCUUAAGCUAGCUCGUAAUGUGCAUCAGUACUCUGAUCUGGUUUUUAAAUCUGUGUUUGCUACUCGUGGCCUUAAUAUUUCCACCUUAUUAUACGAUUUAAAAACCUUUUUUUUAUGUUCUUAUUCCCGUUCAUUUUUUCAUGAAAUUAUGACAUGUGAAGCCCAGGGAUUUGUUUCAAUGACAUAAUGAGCAGAAAUCAAUUAUGGGCUUCUCGAACCUGGAGGCUACGUUCGAGACUCUGGUUGAUGCAUUUGUGUUCCUGGACAAGAACAAGGAUGGAUAUGUGAGUAAGAAUGAAAUGGUGCAGGCCUUGAAUGAGACAACUUCUGGCGAACGCUCCUCUGGACGUAUAGCCAUGAAAAGAUUUGGUCAGUUUCUCUCUCUCUCUCUCUCUCUCUCUUAGAUGGACUGCUUUUUUUUAUAAAAAAAAUGGUGAUUCAUUUAAGAACAUUGAUAGAGUCUAUGUAAAAAACAUCGAAAAUUUCCCUUUCAAGCGUCUGUUACCCUCUCUCUCUCUCUCUCUCUCUCUCCCCUCAUUGUAAACGACCCUCAGAUAACCUGGAGAGGUCCUCUUGACGUAGUGCUCGCAUCAAUGCUUGAUCUAAGUUUGGAAGGCAAUACAUCUCCUAAGAUCUCCUUGUUUACUGGGUAAGGGGGAGAGUGAUUAUAUCACCUGUGGUCAUCGAUAGAACGAAGAGCAAUAGAAAUAAGUCCUAGAACCCUAAUCAGACUUCAGCUCUUAACAUUCCAUCUCCUAUUCUUCUUAGAUCAUUUCAUCCAAAAAAAAACUUCUACGCAGAUUUAUAAUUAUUCUAAGUCGAUCUUUUCUACGUUAUUUCUGAGAGAAAAAAAGAACUUUGGUUGCAUCUAAUCCUCCUCUCCCUGAACAGCAGAUCAACUUUCAUCAGAAUCAGCAUCAGUCAAUCCAUUUCAAUGAUUCCGGGCUUUUUCCACCCGAUCUGACUUUGUUUAUUUUCAAGAACACCAACACGACAUUAAUUCUGUGAUGCAGAGGAGAUGGACUGGGAUCGAAAUGGGAUGGUCAGCUUCAAAGAGUUCCUCUUUGCCUUCACUGGCUGGGUUGGAAUCGAUGGCGUGGAAGGAGAGGAAGAUGAUGAUUGA